GGCGUUUCAUCACGGCAGACUCGUCCUUCAUCGAUGGGAGGGAGAAGGCUGUCCUGGUGAGCCCAGUGUUAGAGAUUCUGGACUGGAGCUGUCUAAGGCUGGUCUACCAGAUCACUGGAGCUGGCUCUCUGCAGCUGCAUCUCAGACCAGAAGCAGACAACUUUGACUACAGUCUAUGGAGUGCAGACAAGCCUUCAGACAGCUGGCUCAUUGCUAGCAUAGACCUGAGAAACACUUCCAACGCAUACCAGCUCUUGAUGGAAGGUCGACCGAGUGAGGAUGCAGGCAACAGUGUGGCGAUCUUUGAAAUCCACAUUGUACCAGGCUACUGCAUAGAGUGUAACUUUGAGGAGCACCACCUUUGCGGCUACAGUAACCACUGGAACCCCAAUGUCAACUGGUACGUUGGAGGAAGUCUGGCCCGAGACCCACAGUCCAACCUGCCUGAUGAUCACACCAUGAGCAACCAGAGAGGCCACUACAUGUAUGUGGACUCGGUUUACGCCAAACGGUUCCAGGAAGUGGCCAAGCUGAUGUCUCCCAUGACGACUACGCCGAUGUCGGGCUGCCUGACGUUCUACUACCAGCGGGACCAGGAGAGAGGCAACAUCUUCUCAGUGCUCACUAGAGACAUACUGGGACACUACGAGGAGAUCUGGAGACCAGAGGUCUAUGCUACACCCACCUGGAGGCUGGUCAACGUGGACAUCAAGGCCCCACACCCCAUGGAGGUGGUGUAUGAGGUUGCCUUUAACAGUGCUCGUGGAGGAUAUGUGGCCAUUGAUGACAUCUCCUUCUCUCCAGAGUUCUGCCACACAGAGACAGAGCCUGUGGUUGACCCGUCCAUUGCCAACUGUGACUUUGAGGAGGGUCUGUGUCACUACUACCAGGAGAGAGUGGAGGGCAAGGUGUGGAACAGAGUAUCAGUGAAACCCAACGCAUUCAGGAUAGGAGACCACACCACAGGGACUGGCUCGUUCCUCCUGGCAAACACGCGCUUCACGUCGCGGCCGGGUUAUGUGGGUCGUCUCCACGGUCCCUUCCUACCCGGCAACCAUAGGUACUGCCUGCGUUUCCACUACGCCCUGCAUGGCUUCAGGAAGGUGGACAAUGCACUGGCGCUCUACAUCUACGAUGAGAACAACGUGGCUCAGGAAAAGGUCUGGAGCCUCUCUGAUACCACCAGAGACAUCUGGACCGAGGUGGACAUCACAUAUAUGAAGCCCAUGGCUACCAAGGUAGUGUUUGUCAGCAUCUGUAAGAACUUCUGGGACUGUGGUCUAGUGGCUGUCGAUGACAUCACAGUGACCAUUGGGGACUGUCGAAUCACAGCAGGGCCGUUGAGACGCCUGCCUGGCCAGUGUAACUUUGAGACAGGGGACUGUGGCUACAACCAGGAGAAGACAGACAAAGGGGACUGGCUCCGGGUGCGAGGACAGACCCCCACCUCCUACACCGGGCCCCGAGGGGACCACACUACAGGGGUGG
Coregonus clupeaformis (lake whitefish) is the source of this 1488-nucleotide messenger RNA. Its product is annotated as MAM domain-containing protein 2-like. The record is from RefSeq and is a predicted model, not a curated record. Lineage: Eukaryota; Metazoa; Chordata; Actinopteri; Salmoniformes; Salmonidae. Gene Ontology annotation, cellular component: membrane.